This is a messenger RNA of Anarrhichthys ocellatus (wolf-eel), 1911 nucleotides long. RefSeq names its product WD40 repeat-containing protein SMU1-like. Gene Ontology annotation, molecular function: protein binding. Lineage: Eukaryota; Metazoa; Chordata; Actinopteri; Perciformes; Anarhichadidae. The transcript has 4 exons. The record is from RefSeq and is a predicted model, not a curated record. Gene Ontology annotation, biological process: mRNA splicing, via spliceosome. The annotation marks the transcript as partial.
AGAAUUCAUGAACUGAGAUCAGGCAAGACACUAAAGGAGUUGAACAGCCAUACGUCAUUCGUCAAUGAUGCAUUUUUCACACAAGAUGGAUUUCACAUCAUCAGUGCCUCAUCUGAUGGCACAGUUAAGAUUUGGAAUACAACAUCCUGCCAGUGCAUCCACACUUUCAAAUCUCUGUCCCGGGCCUCAGAAGACCCUGUCAACAAUGUGAUUCCUCUUCCCCAAAAUCCAGAGCACUUUGUGAUUUGUAAUCACUCCAACACGGUGGUCAUCAUGAGCAUGAACGGUCAGACUGUGAAGACCUUCUGCUCAGAGAGAAAGGAAAAGGCCGAUUUUGUGUGCUGCACCCUGUCACCCCGCGGGGAGUGGAUUUACUGUGUGGGAGAGGACCUAGUGCUGUACUGCUUCAACUAUACGACGGGAAGGCUGCAGAAAACGCUGACCGUUCACGAGAAAGAUGUAAUUGGCAUCGCUCACCACCCACAUGAGAAUCUGAUUGCCACCUACAGCGAGGACGGCCUCCUGAGGCUAUGGAAACCUUAAACUGUCUCCUGAAGAUCCACAGAGCCUUACACAUGCUUAUAGAGCAAUGUACUCACUUAAAGACGAUGGAAAUGGAUACAUUAAUCAUCCGUAAUCAUCCGUUAUUAUUCGCCACAACGUCCGUUAAGUAGCGGGUCUGUAGUUUUAGGCCAUAUCACAUGAUCUUCAUCAGCUGAUAGACUUUUCCAGUCGUCAUGGAAUGGCAGAUGUUCAAAUUUACAGCAAUUUAAUUUCUGCUUGUCAACGUUGCCACAAAAGCUGAGGUGCCAAAUACAUUUUCGACUUCAGAAACAUCAGUUUAGAAAGUCCCAUGACAAUCGGGCAAACAGCAUCUGGUGAUGACCAUCAUGUGCUAUGGGUGAAAGAAGCUGCUAAAUGGACCCUGUGGUGAAGUUGUUUCCUCAACUGCUGGUUCCAAAGGUCGAUAAUAAACUUGGAACCGCAGAUAUAAAUUAAUAUGUUUUUAAUAAAUGGUGAUAAUUUCUGCCAAUCAUUUCAAAAUAUCAACAAGUUCAGGUGCUAGCCAGUGAGUGUUUCCUUUGACAAUAAGAACAAUCUAGAAUAUCACUAAGAGACUUUUGGGCAUAUUGUUAAACUAAUUUAUAAACUCUUAACUGGGUCUUAAUCGAUAUAUUUUUACUACGUAGAAUUUGUCAGUUAUUUAUACAUUAUUUGUUUUAUUGAUUGAUUGAAUAAUUUGUAAGAUAUUUGCUUUAUAUACAUUUGGAGCACUGUUUAGGUCCUCCAUACUGUACACACACAUACACACACUUCCUCAUGGAUCCAACUUCACCAGAGCAGUUAGAAUCAUUUUCAUCUCUUCUGUCUUUAUUAGACAUGAAAAUGCAUGAUGGUGAACUGUUGAGCAAAUCUUUUUAAUAAAAAAAUGCUUCUUGUUUGGGCAUAAACAAACAAUAUCAGGUAUAUCAUUUGUCAGCUUUUGAUUUAUAAUACUUUUGUAACUUUGAUUCAGAUGAAAUGAUUUGUUUUGUCCUCUGUGUUCCCCGCAUGCUACCUCAGUGCACUGUCUAAAUGUGACUCUACAAUAAUUUUAGUACUCCUUAAAAAUAUGCAUGACUAAUGAUAAACCUCAACAGAGCUCCAGUGACACUUCUUUGUAUCCUGUGUAUAUAAUAAAUGUACUGAAUGUGUUCAUGUGCAUCAGUAUGCCUUCAAGAAACAUAGCUACUGCCUCGACCAGUAUUUAUUUGUACUACAGUAUUUGGCACUUUGUAGCAUGUGUCUGUAAUAUCAUUCAUGUAUCAUUUUUGCAAAACACGUGUUGUCAUUACGCUCUAUUAUAUAUUAAUUAGUAUAUAAUACUGCCAGUCAUGUCAAAAAUGAUUAUCAAUAAAAUUCAAAAAAGCC